Messenger RNA from Brugia malayi, 1173 nucleotides. RefSeq lists its product as uncharacterized. Bases 1 to 1173 code for a protein of 390 amino acids. The record is from RefSeq and is a predicted model, not a curated record. The transcript is spliced from 4 exons. NCBI's taxonomy places the organism in Eukaryota, Metazoa, Nematoda, Chromadorea, Rhabditida, Onchocercidae.
AUGAAGUUACUGGUGAUCCACGAUGAAAGUUCCAAAAUUUUGGGACAUCGCUAUCUUAAUUCACAAAUUUCACUUUAUCUCGGUCUACUACAACUUACCAUUUGCAUUUGGGCUAUGGCACAACAUUUCUUUUCACUUUUCCGUUACAAUCAGAUACUGUUCUGUGAUUUCAUCAACGGAACAGAACCCGUUUUACUGGUCGGUGUAGACAUCAUCAUUUUUGACAUCGGCUUGUUUCACUCAUUAUGGGGUAUUGACAGUUGCGUAGCACAGCAUCUGGAUGGUGGAUAUGGAAGGUUCAUGUGGUGUGUUUGUCACAUUCUUGCCUUUGCCAUAUGCCUGCCAUUUGCAUUCGUAUCAAGACCAAGGCCUUACUCAUUAUGGCCUCUUCUUAUCCAGCAAAGUGCCUAUGGGGUCGGGUUGCUGAUUUUAAGUUUGGCUGCUCUACCGAGGGUCUUGCCGACAUUUACCGGUGAUCAAAACAGUGCUUCACUUUUAUCGGUGUCUAUUUAUGCUACUGGCGCAUCACUGAACUUCUUCCUGUUGUAUAUCUAUUGGCAUUGGUACUGGCACGUAGAAGCGAUGUGGAAUUCAGCACGAAAGCUACGCCUCAAUCGCAUCAAUUCAGUAAGGAAGCGACGCACACGUGGGACAUCGCUCGAAUGUGUCAACGUUACCGAUGACACUGCUCUACAGCACAUUCAGCCACAAAACUCACUCUUCCAUGUUCAACGUGUCACUUCACGGAAACCUCUAACCGAGUCCUAUCAAGAAUGCGUUGCUGCCGUUAUGUCCGAAAAUUUGUUUAAAACAGAGAAUUUUGUGAAUCACGAUAGUAACGAGUAUCACGGCUUGCAUUCAACAAAUAAGUGCCCGAAAUCAUGUGAUAAGCGUAAUGACGCACACGUGACAGAUUGUGAUGACGCAGAAGAGUUGCGCCAAGCUGUUAGUCACAAUAGAACAAAUUGUUACAAAAAGUUAACAAGCCAGCGUAACCCGUGCAACCAUAGGGUUAGAAGCCAAGUAAGGACUUCUGGCCUACAAUCACUUUAUUUGCUCUCCCACUACACGCCUCUUAUGACUGUCCCGUGGCGUCCUUGUCAUCCCUCCGUUCAAAAUACCAAAUUUAUACGACAUUUCAAUGUUUCACAGCGAAGUUCUUUGAUAGGUUAG